AUGUCGAGGAUACCGCUUUCAGAAAUCCAGUGUGUCUGGACCUGCGAGUCCGAUUUCUUAAUGUCCACGUUGGUGUCUGAUCCCGUGAUCCAGAACACACCAGCACUAGACUCGCCUCCAACGCCAAUCAUGAAUGGAAUAGAGCCGUACAUUGGAUAUUUGCUCUGGGUCUCGUACUCAAAGAUAUCCACAUUGUACAGUCGGUAUGGCUCUGUUUCCGAGGUAUCCUUCAGGGACAACGAGUCUGCAUGUUCUGGGAUACCGUACACGGCCUUGGCACCCAAGAACGAAACGUCCAGAGCAACGGAUUCCGGCCCAAAUGGAAGCUUGUCGUCCCUUGAGUCUUUGAAACUAUCGGUGUACGAAUCAAAAGUAGACUCUUCAGGUGCGAUGUGGAUUGAAUUCUCCCUGGACUGUUCCUCUCUUGUUCUGCUCGCUUUGCAGAGCGUAUUUCCACGCCUCGUUGUAUCUUUUCGGAUUGACGUGGGUCACCGGUGGGGAUCUAUGGACCUCGUCCACCUGGACACGCAGAUUGGCGUCCUGGAGGGUGGUCAAGUGGAGGUCAAGGGGGACAAACGUACCAUCAUUGAGCAUUUUGAGCAACGUAGCGUGGAGAUGGCCGCCGUCGUGAUCAAUUUUCAGCGACUCAAGAUCGACAGAGUACCGAGACUGGUCGGUGAACAGUUCUGGGGCCAGAUCUGUAAUGAACAUGGUAUCCUGCUGGAUGGUACAACAUCGCCAGAAACACAAAAUACUUAUAGAGAAGACCAAACAGACAUUUUUUUCCAAAGAAAUGACAACAACAGAUACACGCCGCGUGCGAUUCUUAUUGACAUGGAGCCACGAGUGAUUAAUAACAUCAAAUCUAAUACCGGCAGUCUUUUCAACCCUAAGAAUAUAUAUGUUUCAGCCGAAGGUGGGGGAGCAGGAAACAAGUGGGCCGAAGGUUAUAACCACGCACACAAACACAGAGAGGAACUAAUGGAUAUGUUGAGUCGAGAAAUGGAUGCGUGUGACUCGUUUGAGGGAUUCCAGCUUAUUCACUCCGUUGCUGGAGGAACGGGUGCCGGUAUAGGUUCCUUUUUGCUCCAGGAACUCAGCGAUCGAUUUUCGAAAAAACUGAUCCAAACGUACUCUGUGUUUGGUGCAUCUGAGGUGGUGGUUCAGCCAUACAAUACUGUGCUUACGUUGAAAAGACUGAUAGAGAACUCUGAUGCAAAUAUCGUGUUUGAUAAUAAUGCUCUCAUGUCCAUAGCGUCCAACAACCUCCAAGUGACGAGUCCCUCGUACAACGACACAAACAAGCUAAUUUCCACAGUGAUGUCUGCGGCAACCAACACCCUCCGUUUCCCUGGGUACUCAUACAACUCGUUGACGAGUAUCUUGUCGACGCUGAUCCCAUCGCCAGAUCUCCAUUUCUUAAUACCGAGCUACACCCCAUUCACAAGCGAUUAUGUGAGCAACGCGCACGAGAUCAGAAGAAGCACGGCGUAUGAUGUGAUUUUGGAAGUGCUUGACAAGAAGCUGCGUAUGUGCAGUUCCAGCGACACGGGGAUGAACCUGUCUGUUCUGGACAUCAUCAUCGGGGAAAUCGACCAGUCCGAUGUGCAGAAGGCACUAGUGAAGGCCCGAACGCGGCUGAACUACGUUCCAUGGAGCUCUUCGGCCAUCCACAUGGCGCUUGGCAAAAAGUCUCCAUUCCACAACAAAACCAGCAAGCAGGUGAGCGGACUGAUGCUUUCAAACUCGACGUCAAUUCUGAAGCUGCUGAAAAAGACUUUGAGCGAAUACGAUCAGCUCAAGAGCCGUGGAGCGUUCCUGAAUAACUACACGAAGGGAGACUACGAGUUUGAUCACGGCGACAUCAGUCUGGAAUUUGACGAGUCGCGCGAGGUACUCAAGUCCACAAUGAGCGAGUAUCGUGACAGUGAGGAGAUCGGGUACCUUGACGAGAUCGAUCCGGAUGAGGAGGCCGGCUCUGACUCGGCCCCGGUGGUAGCAGGGGAUGUAGAAAUGACAUAA
Messenger RNA from Ogataea philodendri, 2022 nucleotides. RefSeq lists its product as uncharacterized. Lineage: Eukaryota; Fungi; Ascomycota; Pichiomycetes; Pichiales; Pichiaceae. The record is from RefSeq and is a predicted model, not a curated record. Gene Ontology annotation, molecular function: structural constituent of cytoskeleton; GTP binding. The transcript is spliced from 3 exons. Bases 1 to 2022 code for a protein of 673 amino acids. Gene Ontology annotation, cellular component: cytoplasm; spindle; nucleus. Gene Ontology annotation, biological process: mitotic sister chromatid segregation; mitotic cell cycle; meiotic spindle organization.